AUGGCUACCCCCAGUGUCCUUACCUUUGAUGGUGAGGGUCGUGCUGUUGACUUCGAGGUCUGGGUCGAUGACCUACAGCUCUUCCUACAGUGCGAUAGGGCAGACAGACUCUCCCUCUUCGAUCUCACCUCUAGUGCCUCUCCUGCCCCGCUUGCUGAUGCUGACAGCACUCCGCCUCAUGCUGCCUACUUGUUUCCUGACCUCGCCGCCUUUCCCACUGUCGCUGACCUCGUUACGCACCUCCGCACUAGUGACACUUGCUACCGCGUUGCGCUUCCUGCUGAGUUUCGCGCCAAGAACCCCCCCCCCAUGUACAUCAUCCUCUACUACAUAGUCACCCGGCUCCCUGACUCCCUUCGCUCGGUCAGGGACCACUUCCUCUCUGUUUGCCCCACCACACUCACUGUUGACCUCCUCGAGGAGCGCCUCCUGGCAGCUGAGAAGAGUAUAGUUGCUGUAGGAGCCUCUCGAGGUGACCCUCGUGCCUCUGUCUUUGAGGGGUGCUCCCCCUCCCCCCUUUUGCCCUCUGUUGCCUCUGUUGCUGCCGUCGACUUCGUUGGCACCGAGUCGGUCGGCGCUGCGUCUGCCCCUAGCGGGCGACGCCGCACCGGCAAGGGCAAGGGGGGCAAGGGCACUGGAGGGGCUGGCGGGGGUGGGGGUACUGGUCCCUGUACCCACGUCCUUCGUACCGGCGACCGCGCUGGUGAGCAGUGCGGGGGCUCGCACUCCACCCAGCGCUGCUUCGGCCGCCUGACGGACGCUUGGCGUCACCAGUUCCCUGACGCCACUGAGAUCCCUCGCUGGGGAGAGCUGUCUAGGGCGGGGGUUGCUAUCUUUGAUCUUGACUAUGAUGCUAUUCUUGCUGCCAUGUAUGCUGUGUCCACUAGUGAUGAGGGUGACUGUUACCUGUGCAUUCCGCCUGACCCGGGCAUUGAGGCUGCUGCUCUAGGUGCUGGUGAGGCUGCUGCUCUAGGUGCUAGUGCGUCUUCUGCCCCAGGUGCUGGUGAGUCUGCGCUCUCAGGUACCACGUCGGCUCAGGCCUUACACACCUUCACCCUUGACUCGGAUGCUUCCCGCUCCUUCUUUCGAGACCGCACCACGCUUACGCCGCUUAGUCGGCUCGUUGCGGUCUCCCUGGCGGACCCCUCUAGGGGUCCUGUCCUUGCUCGCUUCUCCACUGUCUUACCGUGUCUAGCAGCCCCCUCUGGCACCCUCUCAGGUCUCUACCUCCCCUCGUUCUCUACAAACUUGGUGAGUGGUGCUAAUCUACAGGUGUGUCCCACGUAG
This is a messenger RNA of Closterium sp. NIES-65, 1287 nucleotides long. Lineage: Eukaryota; Viridiplantae; Streptophyta; Zygnematophyceae; Desmidiales; Closteriaceae. The record is from the annotation of a GenBank genome assembly.